AUGCAAUUAAUUUAUGAUACCAUUAUUACUUUAAAUGUAGCGAUUCAACCUGGAAAUGUCAAAAUAACCAUAAAUCCAAAAUUAAAUAGUGGAGCAAAAUUUACUUGA
Molecule: messenger RNA, 108 nt
Organism: Paramecium octaurelia
Lineage: Eukaryota; Ciliophora; Oligohymenophorea; Peniculida; Parameciidae
Source: the annotation of a GenBank genome assembly